Hemibagrus wyckioides is the source of this 1103-nucleotide messenger RNA. RefSeq names its product CD209 antigen-like protein D. Bases 100 to 1029 code for a protein of 309 amino acids. Lineage: Eukaryota; Metazoa; Chordata; Actinopteri; Siluriformes; Bagridae. The record is from RefSeq and is a predicted model, not a curated record. The transcript is spliced from 6 exons.
CAGGACAAACAGUUUCUGCUGCACAAAGUAAAGAGUAAAGACCACUGACACGUAAUGCACUUUUCACGUAUCUAGCGUUAUCUUAAAAAAGUGCCAAUUAUGAGGAACUCUGAAAACCAUGGAAAGGACACAUACAAUGAAUUAGACAACCAAGAUGAUUUCACUGGAGAUGUUAAUCCUCUAUAUUCAAAAACGCCCAGGUUUACUGUCAGAGAUGAACUGGGCUCUAAGUCUUAUCGACUGGCAGCCAUUGGUCUGGGGGUCCUAAGUGCUGUAUUUCUUUUGGUUGUAAUAGGACUAAGUGUUCACAUUAACAGGGUGAAUAACAAACAUGACAUCCUGUCUCUCAACUCAUCAGUAAUCAGCUCUCAACUUGCUCAGCUACAGUCAGACCACAAAAGCCUGACCGAGUCCAGGAAUGAACUUAAAAUCCAACACAUUGAAGACGUAAAAAAGAUCACAUCCCUGCAGGUAGAUUUGAGCAGAGAGACAAGACUGAAGAAUGAGCUAAGGUCACAAAAACAAAAAUUAGAAAACGACAAAACAAAACUCCAAUCUCAAAUGUCACAUCUUGAAGACAACUGUGGUAAGUGCUUGCCUAACUGGGUGCUGAUGAACAGCACAUGUCUUUAUUUUGCUAUGUCUUCGAUGACUUCACGCAGAGGCUGGGAUGGAGCCAGGGAGGACUGCAUAAAAAAUGGAGCUGACUUAGUGGUCAUAGAUUCAAAGGAGAAACAGGAGUUUAUAGUAGAGAGUUUAAAAGCACUUCGGUACAACCUACCAUUCAGUUAUUACAAUGGAUUUUGGAUCGGACUGAAAGAUGAACAUACAGAAGGGAUCUGGAAAUGGCUGAAUGAGAUUACACUGACACAAAGCUACUGGAUGGACGGGGAGCCAAAUGAUGACCGGUCUAUAGAGGAUUGUGCGGCUGUGUAUCCCACUGCUAAUCCAAUGAAGGCCUGGAAUGAUGCACCAUGUUCACACCCACUAAGAUGGAUCUGUGAGAAGGAAAUGGAUAAAACACUGUAGAAUUCUCAAUUAAUCAUGACUAUCUUGGUUUUGCCCAAUAGUAAUAGUGAUAGUUCAUUAAAGACAAAACAAUA